This is a messenger RNA of Nylanderia fulva, 3602 nucleotides long. It is a transcript of the gene Fmr1, whose product is annotated as synaptic functional regulator FMR1. Gene Ontology annotation, biological process: regulation of translation at presynapse, modulating synaptic transmission; animal organ development; regulation of mRNA stability. Gene Ontology annotation, molecular function: translation regulator activity; mRNA 3'-UTR binding. The record is from RefSeq and is a predicted model, not a curated record. Gene Ontology annotation, cellular component: neuron projection; cytoplasmic stress granule; nucleus. NCBI's taxonomy places the organism in Eukaryota, Metazoa, Arthropoda, Insecta, Hymenoptera, Formicidae.
UCUCAGCAUGCCUGCCGCAAAGGAGGUGAACCGUCACACAAAAGCAAGAUGGAGGAUCUCACAGUCGAAGUAUGCGGCGAAAACGGAGCAUAUUAUAAGGCCUUUGUCACCGAUGUCUUUGACGACGAAGUUUUGGUAACUUUCGAGAAUGAUUGGCAACCCGAAUCGAAAUUUCCAUUUGCUCAAGUUCGUCUACCUCCAAAAGAUGGUUCCAAAACAGAAUUUCAAGAGAAUCAAGAGAUUGAAGUAUUCUCUAGAUCUAAUGAUCAGGAAGCAUGGGGUUGGUGGAAAGCACUUAUUAAGGUGCGCAAUGCAAUUAUGAGUAAAGGAGGUUUCCAAGUAGUUGAAUACUUGGGAUGGGAAUAUACAUAUACUGAAAUUGUAGCUAGCGAGCGACUGAGAGCCAAAAAUCCAAAUUCCCCUAUUGACAAGAAUACAUUUCACAAGAUCGAAAUUGAAGUACCUGAAGAGCUCAGAGAAUUUGCAAAGAUGGAAAAUGCACAUAAGGAAUUUCAAAAGGCGAUAGGGGCGGCAGUGUGCCGAUAUGUGCCUGAACGAGGAGUACUGCUGGCCAUCUCCCGUCAUGAAAAUAUACAUCGUCACAGUACCAUGCUCCAAGAAAUGCAUUUUAGAAACUUAUCGCAAAAGGUUUUGCUAUUGAAGAGAACAGAAGAAGCAGCGCGUCAACUUGAAUCUACCAAACUUCAAACAAUAGGCGGCAAAUUUAGAUCUUCAAACUUUAUAUAUCAGCGUGUCUCAGACUUUGAGGCAGGAGUGAAAACAAAUUCAAGAUAUACUGACGAAUUUAAUGUUCGAGAAGAUCUUAUGGGGCUAGCUAUCGGUGCUCAUGGUGCAAAUAUUCAACAAGCACGAAAAGUUGAUGGCAUUACAAAUAUAGAAUUAGAAGAAAAUUCAUGCACAUUUAAGAUAUAUGGAGAGACGCAUGAAGCUGUUAAAAAAGCUCGAUCUAUGCUGGAAUACAGUGAAGAAUCUAUACAAGUCCCACGAAUUUUGGUAGGAAAAGUAAUUGGCAAAAAUGGUCGCAUUAUCCAAGAAAUUGUCGACAAAAGUGGUGUUAUAACAACUGGCUCGAGUGGGAAUAUACAUAUUGAUAAAGUAAGGGUAAAAAUAGAAGGAGACAACGAACCUCAGCCAACGAUUCCACGGGAGGAGGGUCAGGUCCCCUUUGUUUUUGUUGGAACUGUUGAAAGCAUCGCCAAUGCCAAAGUUCUGUUGGAGUACCAUUUGGCACAUUUAAAGGAAGUAGAGCAACUUCGACAAGAAAAAUUGGAAAUUGAUCAACAAUUACGAAGCAUGCAUGGGUCGACUACAGGACCGAUGCCUAGUUUUCCACCUACAAGACGAGGAAUGGUUGCGGGACCGGAAGAAGGUGUCAGCGGCCGUGGAGGUCGUGGUGGUCAAUCUCGAGGACGUGGUUCGCGGGGUAGAGCUCCCACCAGACAUAACGCCGGAUUGCGUAGAGAUGCUUUAGAUAGCAAUGAAGAUCGUGUACGAGAGUUACCGCCAAGAGGUGGUCAUCAAGGAGGCGCCGGUAACUCAGGGUAUAUGAGUGGCAGGCAAGGUCGUCCUCCAACCCAACGUAGAGAUCGUAGAGAUGAACGUCGUCGUACUACCGAUGACGAAGAUACUGUUUUAGACAGCCAAGACGUUUCAAGUAUUGAUAGAGAAUCAGUAUCAAGUGUGGAAGGAGGCUCUAAAGGAAUAAGACGAAGACGACUUCGGCGCUCACGACAUAGAAGUUCAACGCCAACAAGUAAUAAUCAAACAGGCAGUAAUGCCGGCCCGUGCGACCAAUCAACAAUGAAUAGCAAGGAAGGAACACCUGCGAACGACGUUUCUAUGUCUAACAACAGUUCCCAAGGACCUAAAGGCCAGAGAGAACAUCGGUCUCGUCCUCCUCGUAUGCAACAGAGCAAUAAGCCUAAGGAAGCUUUAGUUAACGGUACCAGUGGCUAAACAACCAUUGCGUUGUUGACAAUUGCUACCAACAUUGCUACGUUACACCUGAUGAGAGCUGUUAACUCCCAGCACGUAACAUGACGCAUACCGACGCAAGGAUUACACGAUUAUGGAACGCGACAUGAUUAGUCUACGCUCGUUGUUAAGACUGUUUGCUACCGAUAAGAAUACGACAGUUUAAGAAAUCGUCAUUCUCCUUAAACACAUUUAAGGACACAUAUUAAUAUCCAUGCAUGGUUUAGUUUAAUGAUGGUAAUUACACUGUCAUGUUUGAUAUAUGGAUACAUUCAUUGGGAGAUAGAGGAUAGCAUUUGGUAAGAAGGAUUCCCUGAUUGUGAAACUGUGCCUCAUUUUUAUACCGAGCUCCUAACUUAUGUGGCAGUGCUUCGGAUGUACUGUACAAGUACACCUUAGUCACUUAUUAACGUUUAAUGAUCCGAUAUUAGGCUGGAUAAUCGCGGCUCGUACGUCAAUUAUCGCUCUGGGUAGGUUUCAUCUAGAUAUGUCGCGCUUAGUACUUCUAAUGUAAUUCGGUAAUUUUCGGUUUAUUUUGGCUCUCAUCUUUAUUAAUAUCCGAUAAACAAAUUCAGUGUUUUUCGAAUGAACUUUAAAUUAAAUUACAUUAUAUUAAAGUGAAAUACUUUAAUUCCUUUUCUAACAACUUCGAUAUUGAUGCUCUAUAUAGAAGCAAUUCUGCAAAAUGAAUGCGACAUAACUAAGAUGCAACUCGAUGUGCAAGGAAAAUGAAUUUCCGUUGUUAAUUAAUAACAAUGGUAGGCGGCAGCUGUAAAAAAAUUCUGGUUCAAAGGUAUUCCCAAUGAUGUUCCUUUCUAUUUACUUGAGGAAAUUGAGUUUUUGAUUUAUAAUUAUUAAUUAUAUUUAACAACACUAGAUUUUUAUGUUUCAAUUGCCUGAGUGUUGAGUAAUAAUAUCAUGAUUGAAAAAAAUGACUUAUUCGAAUGUAACACGAUCAGAUGUGCACAAGGAGUCGGUUUUUAUUUCCGAAUACACUUUUCACAUAAUUUAGUCUUUUUUUCUUUUUCUCUUUUUUUUACUUUUACUACAGUCUAAGCAUACUAUAUCAAACUUUAGGAUUUGAUAUCAAGUUCGUUUCUGCAUUGUUUCUCAUGAUUUAAAAAGAAAGUAAACGUAUACUUAGUAAUACCAAUGUAUGAUGUGCCAGAGAAGGAAUGAUACAUGUUUUAUGAUAUCUAGCUAAAGUGCAGACUUAGCGCAUACCUUUAUUACUAUAAUACUACUUAGUCGAAAUGUGGAUGUCUGAACAAAUAAACUAGCUUUACUAUACUAAGCUAUAAAAUAGAUAUGAUCAAUUGUUUUAAAUUGAUUAUCAAUAUUAUUAAAAAUCAGUUAUCAAUUUAAAACAGUUGUCUUCUUCCGGAUAUGACAACAACUAAUCGGACGUGUCUCAUGAAUUUUGCAAAAACACACAUGGUGGUUGAUGCAAUAUAUUGACACCUAACACAAAAUAGCUGCCAUUUUAUCUGAAUAUUCUUAUGGCAGCCAAAAAAAACUGAGAUAUCCCCCAACUUGCUUGUUUCAGAUACAUUUGUAUUGAUUGCAAUUUGUGCAUAAUUUAAGAAUAAAACAUUUCUGUACAUAGA